Pelagomonas calceolata is the source of this 776-nucleotide messenger RNA. Lineage: Eukaryota; Pelagophyceae; Pelagomonadales; Pelagomonadaceae. The record is from the annotation of a GenBank genome assembly.
CAGCUGCUCGCGCGGCGUCGCCGCGAAUCGCGGGAGAGCACGAGGCUCGAACUGCGCGCAGCCACGCGCCGACAUCAAGAGGGCACCCGCAAAGCACCAUGGACCCCACCGCCGCCCUCAACAUCCUCCAAAAUCACGCCAGGCAAAAGCAGGCUGAGCUCGCCCAGACGCCAUCGCAGACGCAGGCGGAGCAGUCCAAUCCGACGCAGCAGACGAUAGACAUGGGCGCGCCGACAGCGUUACCGCCAGCGCCGCCGGUCGUGGACGCCCCUGACGCGGCCGAGCCUGAAGACGUCGACGUGUCUGGUCUCCCUGCGCCAGAGCUUCUGGCGCGCGUGCGGAAGUUGCAGCAGGACAGAACAGCAACAUACAAACAAUACGAUGAAGCAUUGGUAGCGUGCGCACCCGGCGAGGGCCGGCAAGGCGAUCCAGCGGCGUACGCGACCGUCGUCGCCAAGGUGACCGUAGUCUUCGACCGAAUUUCAAAGCGCGCGAAUGCUUGCGAGGCCGCGCUCCGGUCCCGCGGCCUGUCGGCCGCGGCCGACGCCAUCCGACGGCUGCAGGAAGCCGAGAAAGAGAAGCUGGAGCUCACGGCCGCACGGCACCUCGGGGCGUUCCGCCCCGACACCGACGCGGCGACGGCGCACCUCGAACGUCGCUCACGCGAGGUCGUGGCGAGCGUCAACGAGGCGCUCGAGGACUUGGCGUGCGAGCUCGACGGAGAGGAGUGAAUGUGUGUGGUUUGACUAAUUUCGGUGGGCUAGCUAGUCCUCAGC